UAGUAAAGAUGGCGGAAGCUAUUAUUGAAAACAAACCAGAGGGUUUUCUGCAGAGACUUUUAAAAAAAAUUGGAGAAGAAAGAAGGCGUAGCGGUAAAGGCAUAGUGGAUGCAGAAAACGGAUUUGAGUUGUUAAAUACUAAUCAAUUCUGGCCAGACAUAUUUUCACAAUAUUAUUUGAAUGGUGGGUCUUCACCAGAUGACUGCAGGGAUGAUAUGUUGUUUUAUAUUCGUAAAAAUCCAGAGCUUAAAACAAAACAUGGUCUUAUACAGCCUUUAGUGGAGGUGUACAGACGAGACUCUAAACGUCUUCCUGCGUUAGAUGAACCUACAAUUGAUUGGGAAGAAACAGUUUAUUUAAAUUUAAUUUUACAUCAGUUUGAAUAUACAUUGACAUGUGGUUUGUGUACAAGAACAGACGAAAAUAACUUACAGAUUUUAAAAAAGUUUUCACAGAGAGUUUAUCCAAGUCCAAGCAGGAGGUCAAUGGAUAGUAAAGGAACACAUGAAGAAAUCACAUAUCCUAAUAUAUUUUUCACUGUGGAUGAUUUUGAAGAGGUAUUUCAAGAUAUGAUUGUUCGUGACAGUGAAAGCGUAGCCGUUGAGUUAACAGCCAAUGACAAGCAGGGAUCAUUUAAUGGUGUUUUAUUCCUAGGUUCUGUCAAAUAUGAUGCAUUGAAGCGGGUCUAUGAUUCAAGGGCAAGUCUAACACAAAAGUUGACACAAAGAAUGUCAAUGGGGCUAAUAAAAAACAAAAAGAGGGUAGAGUUCAUGAAGAUGAGAGGGCCUAGAGGAAAAGGCUGUGCUGAAAUGGCCGUCAGUAGGCUUAAAGGAUCUGGGCCAGAAACACCGGACCUAGAAAACUUUCCCGUGGGGGACUUUGACAAUGGGGAACAAGAGGACCAGUAUUCUCAAAGAAGAAUGAGUGAUCCGAGUCAAGGGAUCACAAAUUAUGUACGCGGCAGCUUUCGACGUGCCCUUAGUAUGAAAAAGUCCCGCUCAGAUACAGGGAGUGUUGACACAGGGAACGCUGAUGAGGAUGAAACAGAGGUGGAGGCAGGUACAUUACAGGACGAACUAGCAGAGAGUGAGCAUUACAAUGGGUUUUGGGGCAAGUCUUUCGGCCAAGCGUGGCAUUGGUUUAAAGAAAAAAAGAGAGCCUCUUCUGUAGCCUUAAAUGCUAACCUCACCUACGUCAUGUUACCUUGGCACAGAAUUAUUGCAGAUUUGUUGGAUGAGCAACAGAAACCUGUUCUUACACACUGACAGUUGUUUCAGUUGUCAUCAAGUCAGGUUCAACCUCGUGGCAGUAUGUAAUGAAUCAGGUUCAACCUUAUAGUAGUAUGUAAUGAAUCAGGUUCAACCUUAUAGCACUAGCAGUAUGUAAUGAAUCAGGUUCAACCUUAUAGCACUAACAGUAUGUAACAAGUCAGGUUCAACCUCGUAGCAGUAUGUAACAAAUCAGGUUCAAAUUUAAAGCAGUAUGUAACAAAAGAGUUUCAAACUUGUAGCAGUAUGUAAUGAAUCAGGUUCAACCUUAUAGCAGUAUGUAAUGAAUCAGGUUCAACCUUAUAGCAGUAUGUAAUGAAUAAGGUUCAACCUCAUAGCAGUAUGUAUUAAGUCAGGUUCAACCUCUUAGCAUGUAACAAGUCAGGUUUAUUAAUGUAGUUGUAUGUAAUGAAUCAGGUUCAACUUCAUAGCAGUACGUAAUGAAUUAGGUUUAACCUCAUAGCAGUAUGUAUUAAGUCAGGUUCAACCUCACAGUAUGUCAGGUUUAAUUAUGUAAUUCAUAGUCAUCUUGGAUGGUCCCAGUGUUCAAUGUUGGCUCAAUUGUAUGGUAGUUUAUAAUUAGUUCUACAAAAAUGCAGGGAAAAGAUUAUAUACUUUUUGUUUAAAAAGUUAUUGUGAAUUUAGCAAAAUGUAUCAUUAAAAUUACGUAUCAUCAUGUAAUUUACUGACUAUACAUGUGCAUAAUGUAUUUCAUUUCAUGUUGGCAGAUAAUGAUAUACUCUUCUACUUAAAUAAAUUUUACUGUUUAAUAAGUUUCAGCAUUAAAGCUUGUUGAUAACUUUUUAAUGUAAUAGUUUAUAUUAAUUAGAAAGAUGCUGUUGUUUCUAAAUUUGCAUUUUUAAUUGUUAAAUUGAAGUAAAUUUGAAUCCCAGUUAAGAUAAAUAAUGCUGAACAAGUUUUUUUUGUUAAAAUAAAUUCUUAAUUUUUUAGUAUUUAUAUUCUCAUGAACAAUUAUUUUUGGCUAAGCCGCUGAUUGAUAAAAACUUGGAUUUAGUAAGAAUGAGAAUAAUCUCAAAGAAUUAUAAGAAAAUAAAACCUAGUUAUUCUAAGAAAUUAGAACUUGUAUUACUAAUACAUUACCGGCACGCCAAACUUAAGGUUUAUCAAAUUCUAAGAACGAUUUUUAAUUUAUUUGUUCAUUUUAAUUUUAAUCUACUGAUGUGUAAAUUUACUUUAAGAUGAAACAACUGUAAAUGAAUUUCCUUUAACGAUAUAAUCUGAGAUGAAGCCUUCCAGUUACAAAAGUUAUACAUUUUAUGACAUUUUUUAAGUUAACAUACAUUUUCAGGAAUAGAUAAGCCACCAUUCCAAAUUCAUUUGUAGAUGAUUUUAGGAACAAAUAUAUUUAUCCUUUACAUAAGGCAGCAGUUAGUGUUUUUCUUAAUGAGUCAUAGUCUAAAUAAGAGUUGAACAAUUUUCAUACUUGUCAGUUGAAAGUAACUAAAAUGGUCAGAAAUAACUUGGCCAGACAAGUUUAUAAUUACAAUGUGGUCCAUUUCAUUAUGGCUUCAUAUAAACAAAAGUACCAUUGUGUUUAUAACAUAAUGGCCAUCUAUUAAGUUAAGUUUUACUCACUUACAUAUUUUUUAAAUAGCUACACUUCAUACUAAUGCAUGCUAUUGUAAUAACACUACUAUAUUGAAACCAGUAUUAUGGCUGUAUAAAUGAGCUAAAACUUUAGUCAGAUGUAGUUUAUGUUUGCUCUGUAAGUCUGCAUUUAGGUACUUUUUGUUGUUGAUGUGUAAAAGCUAGUAUCUUAAAGUCAUUCCAUUGUUAUCUUUUGUAAAACAUGUUACUUAAAACAUGUUACAUAAUUUUACUCCAUCGUGUUUUAAAAGUGUGCUGUUUUAUUUUAAGUGCAUGGUUUCGUAAACUGUUUUAUGCUGGAAAUGUUUAAUAUUUUCAUCAAAUAACCAGCAAGCGAAAUGAAUCUUGUAUAUCAUGAAAUGUUUGUAUUCAGACCAAUUAAUCUGCAAAUCGGUGCUGUCCACGGACCAACAGUUUGAGAAAGACUGAUUGAGAAUAAAGAGUUAAUGUCAUCCAUCUACAGUGUCACGCAAGUCUCUUUAGAAGGAUCAAAUGUAUCUCUUUUAUUUGUUAUAAGGAAGUUUUACUAAGUAAAAAGUGGGGAAAUGUAAAAUCAAUAUUUGUUUUGAAAUAGUUUCUACAUAAACCCGUUUAAAUUAACUUAUUUGAUGUAAAAAUAUAAUUUUCAGUGCAGCUAUUAAAAAAUGUUGUGACAAAAAAAAUGUUUCUCUCUCCUCAAAACAGGUUGCAUAUCAUUGGAAAAGUCUACCUGUACAAUUAUAUUUCAAAUAGAUUGUUUCAACUAAUGACCAUAUAGAUAACGAGCAUUUACUUACCACCAAAUACUGCCACUAUAAAUUGCUUGAUUACAAAUGUGAACAAUGAUAUAAAAGAUCAGUCAUUUAUUGUAAAGCAUUUUUUAAUAAAUUGCCACCCAUUCUCCACACUUCUGUUGUAUACAUUAUCAUGUUAGCUGUCUACUCUGCUAUACUUCAUUUACCUUGCUAUACUGUAAGCUGCUAAUUAAACAUUUUAAACGAUCCCACCAUAUCUAAAUUGUCAUUGUAAAUAUUUGAGCCCCCAUGUAAUAUAGUGGAAAAUAUUGGAUAGAUUUUUAAUCAAUUCUCUCUGUGUAUGUUAAACUAAAUUUAGUCAAUUUAAAUUACAUUACCAUUACAGUUAAUAAAUAAAAUGCACUUCUAUAGGAGUCAUUUUAAUUUUUAAUUAUUUAUACAAUAAAUAUAUAUUUACUGUAUAUAAUAAAUUGUCUUUAAAUCUUUUAGUCUUUGAAUGUUUUCAUUAUUGAUCUCGUCUAUUUAUGAAAAGGCUUGGACUUAGGAAAAAACAAUAUUAAGUUGCUAUUAAAUUAAUUUUCUUUCUUAUAAAUGAGCUCCUAGAAAUUAAGUUUAUGUUUAAUCUGGUGAUAUAUUUUUCUUUUUUUGAUCAGUUUAAAAAUUUAUCUGUUUAUUCAUGGUGUAAAUAGAAUUGUAAAUUAUUUUUGUGCAAUAAGUGUCAGAGAGCAUUGUGGUACAGAUUCAAGUUGUUAAUCUCUUUUUACUUUGUCAAGAUCUUGAUAUUUUUUUCCCAACAUUACUUUAAUAUCAUCACACUUUGGUUCUUUGCUUUUUACAACCUUGUGUUUAAGAUUAUCUAGAUUUUCUCUAAAUCCUUUUGAA
Messenger RNA from Physella acuta, 4492 nucleotides. RefSeq lists its product as uncharacterized. NCBI's taxonomy places the organism in Eukaryota, Metazoa, Mollusca, Gastropoda, Physidae. The record is from RefSeq and is a predicted model, not a curated record.